AUGUGGAACAUAUUUGCAAACGAAGACUUAUCAUUACAUAUCGAAAAAAAGGAAGAAGAAAAUUUUGCAAAAAACAAAAUUGGAAAGAGAAAAAUGUUCGAAAAAGUAAGUCACAAAAAUAUUCUGACCAAGUCAGGUUCUCACGGUUCGGCAUUUUCUCAAUAUGAUAGCAAAAUAAUGAACAAGUCAUUAGAUAUGAAAAUAAAAGAAUUAAGAAAAAGUUUCCGAAAAAAGUACAGGAUUGUACGAACACAAUUAUUGAAGCUAGUAAAAAUAUUGAAGCAAUUCCCUGAAAUUGAAUCUACCAAUGGUUUGGAAGUGGGCAAUAAUGACCACAUAGAAGGAUGUGAUAGUAACAACAUAGAAAAACAAAGUGGUAAUAAUAAUACGGAAGAAGGUGUAAAUAGUAAAUUAGAGGUAAAAGGGAGAAAUAGCAUAGACGGAAAAGGAAGUAACAGCGUGGAAGGGAAUGGAAGUAACAACGUGGAAGGGAAUGGAAGUAACAACGUGGAAGGGAAUGGAAGUAACAACGUGGAAGGGAAUGGAAGUAACAACGUGGAGGGGAAUGGAAGUAACAACGUGGAGGGGAAUGGAAGUAACAACGUGGAAGAAAAAAGCAGCAACCCCGUGGAUGGAAAAGGCAGAAACAAAAAGGCAACUGUUAGUAUUGAAUUAAUUAAGAAGCUUAACAAGAUAAUUGGCAAAAUAGAUAUAGAGCAACUAAAAUGGAAGAAAAGAACAAAAAAAAAAAAGCAUAAGUACAGAAAUGAAGAAGAAAGUUUUAAGAAUAAUGGAAGAGAAAUGAGUUUUUCCACCAAGUCUUUUGUUGUGCCUCAAAAGAAUAAUGACACAUAUAGAAGGAACGUAAAAAAUAUAAUGAAAAAAAGUUAUGCUAGAAGAAGUUUAUUACUAAGUUCAACUAAUUACAUGAAAAAAUUUAGCCAGAAAAAUCUUUACGAAAAUGCAGGAUUGGUAUAUAGUAACAACAAUAUAAGAAAUAAUUAUUAUAUGAAUCAUCAAAAUAAAAAACAAAUGAAUAGCAAUUUUUAUAAUGACACAGAUAAUGUCUUAGUAACCGACUUUUAUAUGUACUCAACGUUAAAUGCAAGUUAUAACCGAUUAAAUUCUGUGAAAAAGAGAAAAGUGUUACAAAUGUUAAAAGGAAAUAUGAACAACAGUGCAGGUAGUAAUAAUAUCGAUAACAACAACUACAACACUUGUAGAUAUAAAAACUAUGGAAAUCAAUGUAAGAAUUUUAGAAAAAAAGGAAGUAUUAUUACGGGAAGUAAUAAUUUAGAAAAUAACAUACACAGUAACAAUUUUCGCAAUAUAUCUUAUGCUUACAAUUAUAACGGUGGUAUGCUGAAUUACCUACCUCAGUAUAUGCCCAACAUAACGGAAGGUUUCAACGCACAAAAUAAAAAUAUGCCAUCAGAAGAAGAAAAAAAAAAAAAAAAAAAAAAAAAAAAAAAAAAAAUUAAUUUAAGUUAUAAAAAAAAAGUAAAUAAAUACGUAAAGGAGGAAAAAAUUAGAGGCCUCUUAAGAACAGCAACAAAUGAAGACGAAUUGCUCAAGGCUAUAAAUUUCGCAAAAAAUGCAGGUCUACAUUUUGAGGCAAGAUUAGGUGAUAAGAAAUUGACCAAGUUGAAGCUCGAAGGUUAUGGAAAAUAUAGUUCAGGUUUUUAA
This is a messenger RNA of Plasmodium malariae, 1686 nucleotides long. RefSeq names its product conserved Plasmodium protein, unknown function. The record is from RefSeq and is a predicted model, not a curated record. Lineage: Eukaryota; Apicomplexa; Aconoidasida; Haemosporida; Plasmodiidae. The transcript has a single exon. The coding region runs from base 1 to 1686 and encodes 561 amino acids.